This is a messenger RNA of Betta splendens (Siamese fighting fish), 1578 nucleotides long. RefSeq names its product endothelin 2 (gene edn2). Lineage: Eukaryota; Metazoa; Chordata; Actinopteri; Anabantiformes; Osphronemidae. Gene Ontology annotation, cellular component: extracellular region. The record is from RefSeq and is a predicted model, not a curated record. The transcript is spliced from 5 exons. Gene Ontology annotation, biological process: vein smooth muscle contraction; intracellular calcium ion homeostasis; regulation of systemic arterial blood pressure by endothelin. Bases 88 to 597 code for a protein of 169 amino acids. Gene Ontology annotation, molecular function: hormone activity; endothelin B receptor binding.
GGCUCCAACACAAAGCACCUGUUGCUUCAACACGGACUGCUGCUGCUUCACAUCCCAGCUUCAACUCUUCAGACUCAGAGGUUCAGCAUGGACUCCUUCAAGUGCAAGACUCUGAUUUUAUUCCUCUUGUGCGUCAGCCUGCAGGAGGGUUGCGGGCUGCCCUUAUCGGACGGGACCGAGCUGCCGGCUCAGGCUCAGGCUCCGCAUCCCCACGUCAGGACCAAACGCUGCUCCUGCAGCAACUGGGAGGAUAAAGAGUGCGUCUACUUCUGCCACCUAGACAUUAUCUGGGUCAACACCCCGAGUAAACUUCUUCCUUACGGUCUGGGGAGUUUCUUGUCCCGUGGCCGGCGUUCAGUCAACCGUUGCCAGUGUCUCGGCCCAGAUGAUGAAACCUGCUCGAGGUUUUGCUCUGAAAGUUCAGAGAAUCCAAGCACAGAUGCUAUUGACUCAGAGAAGGCUGAAAAAACAACCAGCAACAAACUACUGGCGUCUUUCAGAUCUGUGGUAAAGUCAAACACGGCCGCUGCAAGAGACCUGUCCCUGAAGCAGAACUCUGACGGCGUCAGCGAACUCAUGGGUCGGACAAGAAGGUAGAGGUCUGAUCAGAACCGGAGGCUCCAUCACCGCUAACUCACAACCAUGGAUUGGAUGGAGACUCCUUGAAUAGAAAAGAAAUCUAGAGGAUCCAGAUGUGGAAAGAUCUGCGACUCUCUGAGACUUAACAACACCUCAUGCCUGGAUCUGUGGACGCCAAGGAUGCAGGGACUGAUUUCGAUACCUAAGUGCAGCUAAAUAUUUUUCAGUCACUACUCUUAGAUGAGUUGUGAAGGUUUGAUGGUUAUGGUUUUAGAUGUGCAGCUUUUAGGAUUAUUACAUAUUCCAGAAUAAUAUCAACUCUGUAUUUAGUGGGGAAAUAUUUGUCCAUGUUUACUCAGAUCUCUUUACUCAAACAUUUCUGACAGCUGACUUUUAGUUUAUGUUAAUUCUUCUCUGUAUCAGAGAUAGAAACCAUUGUCCUGCCCGGUGUUUAGGGCAAAUUAGCAAAUAUUUUUAUGACGACGAUCAGGCUUACUUGAAACAGCAGCUUGUUCACUGUUGGAACACAGUGAACACUCAGUAAAAUGAAGGUCACCUCUGUGGGGGUUGAUUCAGCUCCAUUACGCACACUUUUACUUUUGCUUAGCAUAACAAACCACGGCGGGUCCAUUGUGUGUCACAACUCCUGUUGACGUUUUGAUUGAAGAUGACUUUUCUUCCCCGCGUCGAGGUGUUUCCCAGUCGCAGAGAAAAGCCCAGUCUUGUAUUUUGCACUUUAAAAGUCAUCUAUCUUUGGCUUGCGUCUCUUUCUCUGUGGCAUGACCUCAUUCGUUCCACGCGUCCACCAGGAGCUGAGCAGAAAGAGAAAGCGAAUCACCCCCGUAAACUCCUCAACCGUGUCAAUCUGUAGAUGAUGGACAAUUUUAGAAGUUUACUGUUGAUCGUUUAUUUAUUCUCUAACUUAUUCAGGGAUGUAUUUAUAUUUGUACGAGUGAUGCGAUGAAUGUGUUUGAAUAAAAUAAAUGUUCAAGAAUGUAA